UUUUUAUCAUGGCGGCAGAAGGCUCGGAUUCAGAAGACCUGAACACCAACGGGCUACUGGAGGCUCCUUCAGCUCCGGAAGCCAUGGAGGCUGUCCAACUUCCAACAGGGAAGGAAGAGGCAUCAGAGGAGAAUGGUGGUGGAGGAGGAGCCUCUGAGGCUCCAGAAGCAGCAGCUGCGACAGCAUACAACAUGCCUCUGGCAGAGAAUGAGGAGGAAGAAGACGGAGAGUUUCCGGCGGACUUUGACCGACUCUGGAAGCUGGCCCAUGACAAUCCACAGGACUUCUCUAGCUGGACUGACCUACUGCAGUACUGUGAGCAAGAGAGUCACAUGACAGCGUCACGUCGGGCGCUGGUAGCCUUUCUGGCACGGUACCCACUGUGCUACGGAUACUGGAAGAAGUUUGCUGAUCUGGAGCGACGUGCUGGCUACACCAACAAAGCUCAGGAGGUGUGUGUUCAGGGUCUGAAGGCCAUCCCCCUGAGUGUAGAUCUGUGGAUCCACUACAUUAACCUGCUACUGGGCACGCUCAACAUGAACCUGCCAGAGUCCUCUCAGCGCAUUCGCAGUGCAUUUGAGGAGGCGGUGGCAGCAGCAGGACUGGACUUCCACUCUGACCGUCUGUGGGAGCUGUUCAUCGAGUGGGAGAAGGAGCAGGGAGACAUGAAGGCUGCCACUGGGGUCUACGACAGAGUCCUCAGAGUCCCCACUCAGCUGUACAGCAGCCACUAUGAGAAAUUCAAGACUCAUCUUAAUGCCCAUGCGCCCAAGGAUGUCCUCUCAGCAGUGGAGUAUGAGGGGUUGCUUGAGGAAUCUAAACAGAGCCACAAGACUGAGAAGUCUGAGUUGGCUGAGGGGGAAGAGGAGUUACCACCUGGGGAAGAGAAGGAACCUACAGAGGAAGAGCUGAUUCCGAAAAUGCGAGAGCUCCUAUUGGCUCGCAGAGAGAAGGUGUACCAAGACCUGGAGGGAGAGGUCAGGAAGAGGUGGAACUUUGAGGAAGCUAUCAAGCGUCCAUAUUUCCACGUGAAGCCUCUGGACCGGACCCAGCUGAGGGCCUGGCACUCCUACCUGGACUGGGAGCUCACCGAGCUGGGGGGGGGUGGUGAAAAUGAGGUGAAGACCGAGACAGAACCAGAGGCCAUGGAGGGCCAGGAAGAGGAGGAAAGGGAGUCAAAGGAGGGGUCAAAGAGCAGUGGGAUCGUUGCCGGGGGAGACCGGAGAGUACGGAUCCUGUUUGAGCGCUGUCUGAUUGCCUGCGCUCUCUACGAGGAGUUCUGGACCAAGUAUGUCCAGUACCUGGAACCUCAGAGUCUGGACGAGGCGCGGGGAGUGUUUCGGCGAGCCUGUGAGAUCCACCUGGCCCACAAACACACCAUGCACCUGCAGUGGGCCACCUUCGAGGAGAGGCAUGGUGACCUAACAGAGGCACGGCGUGUUUUGGAGGCUCUGGAAACCUCAGUGCCGGGAUUGGCCAUGGUCCGGCUGCGCAGGGCGGGGCUAGAGAGACGGGCGGGCCGGCUAGAUGAAUCAGAAGCUCUGCUCAGGGACGCGGUGGUCCAGGCCAAAGAGACACCUCACCUCCAUGCGUUCUACUCCAUCAAACUGGCCCGGCUGCUGCUGAAGCUCUGCAAGAACCCCAGCAAGGCCCGGGGAGUCCUGCAGGAGGCGCUGGAGAUUAGCCCGGAUGAUGGUAAGCUGCACCUGAACCUGCUGGAGCUGGAGGUGGCCGGUGACCCCAGAGGGUCGGCCGAGGGGGUGCAGCAGUGUGUGACGCGGGCGCUGGCCGCACCUCUCUCCCCACAGACCAAGAUCCUCUUCUCCCAAAGGGGCCUGCAGUACGCUGAGGACUAUGGGACCUCUGUGCAAAGUGUGCUAACAGUCUAUGAGGAGCAUCAGAAGCUACUGAAAGAGCUCGGCAACAAGAAGAGAGUGGCUGAGAACGGAGACAGUGAGGACCCAGAGAAGAUGAGUAAAGGAGAAGAUGGCUCUGCUGUGCCCGCUCCACCACAAGCCCCUCCCACAAUGCCCCAUGUCCCCAUGACGACACCACCUCCACCCAUGAUGGGUGGGGACAUGAGUGCGGUUCAUGCAGGCUACGGAGGAUAUGGAAGCUGGCAUCAGCAACCACAGUAUGGGGGAUAUGGAGGCUACCAGCAAGCCUGGAACUACAAUCAGGGUUACUACCCUCCCAGCUAAGGGGGAAGAGAAAUCCUGUGACACACCAACUGACAGCAGGGGUUACCAGAGAUGAUUCAGCAUUGACGACCCAGUGUUCACCUGUUUAAACUCCAUGGAUGCACCCCAAAUGGCACAUUAUGCCCUAUAUAGUGCACUAUCUUUGACAAGGGCCCAUAGAGCUCUGGUCAAAAGUAGUGAACUUUGUUAGGGAAUAGGGUGCAAACUCAUAUCUUUUAUCAGGAACAGGGGUGUGACCUGUGACGUCUACUACUCGUUUGGUCUUUGAAAAUGUGCUCUUGUACAUUGUUUUAAUGAUAAACUAUUUUUGUAUUCUCUUCUACAUGCAGCCCCUUUCAUUUUAAGCAAAACCGUCUCUCUCCAUACCUCCUGUAUUAUUGUCAUUCCAGAAAUAUAGGCUAGUAAUUUUUGAUAAUGUACAUAAAGGUGUUUUAUAGUUGUGAUGUCAAAGCUCUUUUCAUUAAUGAGCAGGUUAAGAUCAAUCUAUUGUGUCCCUCAUUCAAGUUUCUGCCCAUUCGAGUCCUCCAGUGUAGUCCUACUCCUCCAGACAGAAGAUAGGGAAGCCAUGUUGUUGUAUGCAGGUGUACCAGUGCCUCUGGACUCAGAUGUUAAGUAAAGAAUAAUAACUGAAUGUACGCUGUGCUGUACCUAGUGGACAUGUCUAAAACCAACACCAUCAGUCAUGUUUGGUCAAACUUUAGAGUAGAAAACUGUUAAGUGUUUGGCAAAAUCCACCACACAACUUUAGCCUUUUUUAUCACUCAGUUUUUUAAAUACCAUUCCAUUUCUGUUGUGUUUUAGAGUGCAUCCAAUCCAUUGUACUCAAAAAAGGCAUGCACAAAUACACUGCAAAUGUAUGACAAUGUAACUUUUUAAUCUUCACUUUUACAUUGUUCAAUAAAACAUUUGAGUGAA
Molecule: messenger RNA, 3116 nt
Organism: Salvelinus namaycush (lake trout)
Lineage: Eukaryota; Metazoa; Chordata; Actinopteri; Salmoniformes; Salmonidae
Product: pre-mRNA-processing factor 39
Exons: 14
Coding region: 9-2201 (730 amino acids)
Biological process (GO): mRNA 5'-splice site recognition; RNA processing
Cellular component (GO): U2-type prespliceosome; commitment complex; U1 snRNP
Molecular function (GO): protein binding
Source: RefSeq, a predicted model, not a curated record